AUGUCAGAUCAAGAUCACUCUAAAAAUUAUCAUCAUUUUCUGUUGAAAAACACCAUCAGAAAUUUAACACACUGUUUUUCUUUAGCCCCUCCAUUAACACCAUUUGGACUGCGCAAGCAUUCAAAAAAUUGGAAACAAAUCACCAUUGUGUGGGAGACUGUGGCGGGAAAAAUCACUGGCUACGAACUAUUAGUCAUAUAUCCAAACAACCUCAAUAAAACAUUCUUUGUAGCGCCAAGUCAUCCUCUUGUAUCAAUUCAUGGUUUAGCUGCGAGUACAACAUAUGGUUUCGCAGUUCGCUCAAAAUCGCAUGCUGGUUAUAGCGAGUAUUCAAAGAUCGUAUAUGUCUCCACAAGAACGCAUGGUCUUCCAAAAAUACCACAUGGAUUGCGUUACACUCAAAAAGAUGUUGAUUUCAUUACUAUAACUUGGAACAAUGUAAAAGAUGCUUCAAGUUAUGACCUUGAAAUGUUUACUCCUGACAGGAACGCAACUGAGUAUUUCAUAGCAUUUCGAAGGUUACCUCAAAUCACUGUUAAAGGACUAACAAACAACACGUUGUAUCGCUUCAAAGUUCGAGCAAGGUCGACUUUUGGUACAGGCAACUUUAGCGAAGCGAUAGUGGCACGAACACUUCCCAUUGGUAAACCUGGUGCACCGACGAAGAUUGCGGCUGUUGUUAGUGGGUUUGAUGUCUCCAUUACAUGGCAUCACCCAACUUAUCGAAAAAAUUCUCAGAUCUUUCAAUUAUACUACAUGGUAUUAUUAUGUGUUCUGGAACCUGUUAAUGCGAUAGUAUUGGUCAAUAAAACAGUAACUGUCACAGUUCAACCAAUCACGUUUCAACAGGAGGGCAAUUCGUCAAUCAAAGUUUCUGCGCAACAGCAUAUCACUGCUGGAGGUGUCGAGAAAAAGAAUGUGACAGUACAAACACGCAGGGAACUGUUGAUGUACAAAGAACGCAAAUGUGUGAAAAGUAAGAAGUUGAGAUAUACGCGGUACAAAUUUACCAAGUUAAACCCCGCUACAACGUAUCGAUACACUGUUACAACGUUUGGUCGAAACGAUAUCGAAGGUGGAUCGGUUACCGGGAAUUUUACGAUUGCAAUGUUUACAACUUUGCCGCCUACCCACAAUCCGCUGCCAAAAGAAGAGUUCAGUGGUAUAUUGGUAUUCGCGAUUGUUAGUGGUUUUCUUAUCAUUCUUUUGGUGAUCGUCUUUGCGUUUGCAUAUUUUUGUAAAUGGAAGUUUCUCAUGGAUGCUGUGGAAGAACAUUAUUUAUCAAAACAAAACAACGCAAAAAAUACUCCUUUAAAAGGAUCUUCUACUAAUCCAGAAGUGAUAAUUGAUUCCUAUGAUAAACUAUGACGAAAAGCGAGAUAUUAUUAUUUUUUGAAGUUUUUAUAAAUAUAUUUUCAAUGUACAGAUUUUAUUUGGCUGUUUUUGGCUGCCCUUGUUUUUCCUACCGUAAUAGUUUGUUUGUUUUGUUUUUAUUUUUUAUUUUGUUUGUUUGUUUAAUUACUUUUUUGGUUUUCGCUUUUUGCUUUUUGUUUGUCCAUUGUGGUCUUUUUUUGUAUAUUAUAGUCGUCUUCCUUUUUGAAUUUUGAAUAUUUUCUUUUAUCCUUUUUUUAAUUUUUUUAUCUAACUCCUCUAAUUAUUUUUAUCCAUAUAAUGGAAAAUUAUUUUUUUUCACAGUAAUGUAUGAAAUUGUAUUCUUAAAGAAGUUACCUGUAAAUACACAAUUUUUCUGUCAAAAAUGACAGUUUUGAUAAACUUUAUAUAUUUAUGUCAUAUAUG
Molecule: messenger RNA, 1797 nt
Organism: Hydractinia symbiolongicarpus
Lineage: Eukaryota; Metazoa; Cnidaria; Hydrozoa; Anthoathecata; Hydractiniidae
Exons: 6
Coding region: 1-1368 (455 amino acids)
Biological process (GO): axon guidance
Cellular component (GO): neuron projection
Molecular function (GO): transmembrane-ephrin receptor activity; protein binding
Source: RefSeq, a predicted model, not a curated record